AUGGCUGAUCCAUUAUCUGCAGCUGGUAGUGCAGUAGGCGUCAUCUCGCUUGGCCUCACUGUUUGUCAGGGAGUGCUAGCUUACUAUGGGCCGUUUAAAGCAUUCCACGAGCAAGUCGACGAGGUCGCCUGUCGAAUUGCUGCCUUGGAUGGCAUAUUAAAAGCGCUGCAGCAUGUUCUCACCGAUGCCCAUGUACUGUCCGCCUCUGAAACAGCUCCAUCUGCAGCAGUGGGAAUCGAUACUAUUCUGGACUGCCAAGAAGGACUCAACAAACUGAGAAAAAUGCUCGAGAAAUGCGACAAGACAAAACAAGCCGGUAGCUCGAUCGCGCCUAAGAAACGGAUUGAUCGGCUGUCAUAUCCUUUCAGGCGCGAGACACUUAAGGCACUUAUGGAAACAACGAGCUGGUUGCAGGCCAACCUUGAUACCUCACUGCAAAUGCUGAAUAUGUAA
Aspergillus tanneri is the source of this 453-nucleotide messenger RNA. RefSeq lists its product as uncharacterized. The coding region runs from base 1 to 453 and encodes 150 amino acids. The transcript has a single exon. The record is from RefSeq and is a predicted model, not a curated record. Lineage: Eukaryota; Fungi; Ascomycota; Eurotiomycetes; Eurotiales; Aspergillaceae.